AUGGCUUCUGUUUCUGAUGAUUAUGACCAUUUAUACAAAAUUAUUUUAGUUGGAGAUGCUACAGUUGGUAAAACACAUUUAUUAUCACGCUAUACAAGAGACACACUCCCUAAAACUCCACAACCAACUAUUGGGGUUGAAUUUGCAACUAGAACAGUUCCUUUAGCUAUAGGAGGGACUGUAAAGGCCCAAAUAUGGGAUACUGCAGGUCAAGAACGUUAUAGAGCUAUAACUAGUGCUCACUAUCGUCGUUCUGUUGGAGCAUUAUUAGUAUAUGAUAUUACGAGAAAGACAACUUUUUUAAAUGCUGCAAAGUGGCUUGAAGAUCUUAGACAGAAUGCUGAACCUGAUAUUGUUGUUAUGUUAGUAGGAAAUAAACUUGAUUUAGUUGAAAAAGAUCCAGAAAAACGUGAAGUUCCUUUUGAUGUAGCUGCAAAUUUUGCUCAAGAGAAUGGAUUAUUUUUUUCUGAAGCAUCUGCUGUAACAAGAUGUAAUGUUAAACAUAUUUUUGAACAUCUACUUCAAGAAGUUUACAAUCAAAAAAUGAAGGGUAAUCUACGUAAUAUAGAUAUUGGAGGAUGUUUCCCAACUAAUACUACUAUUGGUAUACAAUUAUCACAAAAUAAAAAUCAAAAAUCUUCUGGAUGUUGUUAA
This is a messenger RNA of Cryptosporidium muris RN66, 654 nucleotides long. RefSeq names its product Rab11b protein, putative. Gene Ontology annotation, cellular component: endosome. The record is from RefSeq and is a predicted model, not a curated record. The transcript is spliced from 2 exons. The coding region runs from base 1 to 654 and encodes 217 amino acids. Gene Ontology annotation, molecular function: GTP binding; GTPase activity. NCBI's taxonomy places the organism in Eukaryota, Apicomplexa, Conoidasida, Eucoccidiorida, Cryptosporidiidae.